This is a messenger RNA of Colletotrichum phormii, 345 nucleotides long. RefSeq lists its product as uncharacterized. Lineage: Eukaryota; Fungi; Ascomycota; Sordariomycetes; Glomerellales; Glomerellaceae. The transcript has a single exon. Bases 1 to 345 code for a protein of 114 amino acids. The record is from RefSeq and is a predicted model, not a curated record.
AUGGAGUUGGGCUUCUUGGACAAGCGCAACUCUGAUUUAGAGAGUCAAAGCCGGAAGAACGAAGAUUGGCAGUAUCAGAUCGACCCAUGGAUCAACACUGUCGAUUCCCAGAAGUCUCACGAGGAUAACAAUGGCACAGAUUGGAACGACCAACGGAGAUACACUCUAUCCAUUAUAAUGGCACAACAUGAAAGACGUAUAAAUAUGCGAUCUACAGACGACACUUUUGAGCAUGCCAUCUCCACCUUGAUCAGGAACUCUGCGGCCUCCGGCAUAUUUCCUGGAAAGAUAGACGACAGACUGGAAACCGUCGAGUACGACUACCUUUCCCAACGAGACGCCUAA